AUGCACGACAUCGCUUUCGAUCUACACAAUCCGGGAUGGACACCGGAGGCUAUUGAUUGUUUGGCCGACGCCCUUGUGGAGUAUUCUGACGUGGCUCAUUCAACAUUCCACAUUUCCGUGGGCUUCUCCUUUAGUUGUCAUCCCCAAGAAGACGGAUCUGUUCGCAUCACCGUCAACUACAAACGUCUCAACGCUCUGGUGGAUUUGGAUGGACAACCUCUCCCUCGAGUGGACGGUAUCUUGGAUUCUCUGUACACCGGGAAAGUGUUCUUCAUCUUCGACCUCAAUUCGGAUUUCUACCAGAUCAUUUGUGAUGAAGACACUGUCCCGCUCACCGCCUUUUGCACUCCCACGCAGUUGUUCGAAUGGCUUCGGAUGCCGCAGGGCGCCAACGCAAGUCCGUCUUGGUUCGUCAAGGUCAUCAACAGAGUGGUGCACGGUCUGGAGCGUGUGCUUGCUUAUCUGGACGAUGUCAUCUGUUUCGAUGAGGAACCUCUGGGACACGUGCUGAACUUGAUCGAGUUCUUCAAACGACUGCGACAGUACAACCUCAAACUGUCUCCAGGGAAGGGUCGCGUCGGCGCCACGCACGCCAACUUUCUCGGUCACACCAUCUCUCCGGCAGGUGUUAGCCCUGAUGGCGUCAAGGUUAGGGCGCUCACGCACAUGCCGCCGCCGACGAAUGUUCAGCAGCUUCGGGGCCUUCUCGGUGGACUCAGUUACUAUCGGAGAUUCCUCAAGAAUCUCGCCACCAAGGUGCGGCCUCUCAAUCCUCUUCUCAAACAAGGCGUCCCCUUCAAGUACACCCCGGGCAUGGUCAAGGUUGUCAAAACGUUGUUAAGCGAACUCGCUCGCCCCCCGAUUUUGGUCUUCCCGGAUUGGGCAGCAAUCGAGGACAACAGCCGUCCUCUUCGUUUGUGUUCCGACGCGUGUAUCGACGGUUUUGGCGCCUCCUUGGAACAAGAACAGCUCGAUGGCUCGGUGAGACCCAUCGUGUACAUCAGCCGCGCUACUCUUCCUGCGGAGCGUAACUGGACCGUUUUGGAUCUGGAGGCUGGUGGCAUUGUUUGGGCCAUCAAACGCCAUCGCGGUUAUCUGUGGUCGACCAAGUUCAUCAUCUAUUCGGACCACAAAGCAUUGGAGAGCAUUGGCAAGGUUGGGGAACACAACGCUAGAGUGCAACGAUGGCUGGAAUUCCUGUCCAACUUCACCUACCCGCUGAAAUAUCGGAAAGGGACCGCUCAUUUCUUCACGGACUCGGGCCAAAACUACCGCUGUUUCCGGAGGCUCCGUCACCGGUCGCGCCUAUUUCGGACGCCAGUCGCGGGCUACCAUCGUCCCUCGGACAUCGUCACCUGCCCGUCAUUCCAGCAGGUCCCGCUCGACAAGCAGGUCCCGCUCGACAAACAAGACCACCCGGACCGCCGCGCGUCUGCUGCCGCCAUCCGCAACGCCGGCAUCGGCGUUUUCGUCGACUGCUCUUGCGCCACCGGUGUCUUCGCCGUCAGCGGCGCGCCCUGCAUCCCCGACUUCGCCUUCUCUACAGCGGCGGAAUUUACGGCGAGAGGGACGGCUCACAUCUUCGUCAACCAAUACAUGACCAAGUGGGGAUGUCCGACUACGUUAUUGUCGGACAACGGACUGCAUUUCUGCUCGAAGAUCUCCAUGGCGAUCUACGAGGUGAUGAAGAUCAAGAAGGUCACCACCAGCUCCUACCACCCACAGACCAACGGCGGCACUGAACGCGUCAACCACACGAUGGCCCAGAUGCUUGCGGUGGUCGUCAACGAACAGCAAAACGAUUGGGACAUACAUCUCCCGCACGUUGAGUUUGCCUACAACAAUUCCGUGAACCAGUCUACUGGAUUUGAGCCAAACGAGAUCCACAUCGGACGCAUCCCGCGACUCCCGCUUUCGGUCNCCCAGAUGCUUGCGGUGGUCGUCAACGAACAGCAAAACGAUUGCGACAUACAUCUCCCGCACGUUGAGUUUGCCUACAACAAUUCCGUGAACCAGUCUACUGGAUUAGCGCCAAACGAGAUUCACAUCGGACGCAUCCCGCGACUCCCGCUUUCGGUCUUCGAUCAUCCCACGGUAGGUGGUCAUCAAAGCUUGGCCCGCGACCAACUCGAGUGUUGCAACCUGGCUGUCGAUCGCCAGCGCCGGGCCUACGAACUUGUCCGUGAGUACAACGCUUAA
Molecule: messenger RNA, 2199 nt
Organism: Ectocarpus sp. CCAP 1310/34
Lineage: Eukaryota; Phaeophyceae; Ectocarpales; Ectocarpaceae
Source: the annotation of a GenBank genome assembly